Messenger RNA from Meloidogyne enterolobii, 372 nucleotides. Lineage: Eukaryota; Metazoa; Nematoda; Chromadorea; Rhabditida; Meloidogynidae. The record is from the annotation of a GenBank genome assembly.
AUGGAAAAUUCUUCAAACUCAACAAAUAAUUCUUUCUUGAAUCCUUUACCAAGAGUAAUAAUUAAUGGUGAAUUUACUCUUACUUCGUUCGUUAAAGAACUUGAAGAUAGGCAUAGCUCAUCUAUUGACUAUGUUGGUACCUUUCCGUUAUCCGCUUAUAAAUAUUUCUUUCCAAAGUUAACAAGCGGAGAUUUGGUUAUCUAUCGUAGUAAUCCAGGGCCUCAAGGACCUAUUGUUCCAACAAAUCUUCGCUUAGGUGAUGCCAUAGCACAUGCUGAACAACGUACAAUACAAUCUGGCAGUCCAAAACGCGCGACAAUCUUAGCUAAUAAUAUUGUUAGAUUUAAUGUAAACUUUAUAAUAAAAUUUUAG